AUGGCCGAUCAGAUUACUCUUAAUAACGAGCCAAGUCAGGACCUGACGGCGAUCAAUGAAAUUAUGCAAAAUGGUCCUGUAUCCCAUCCAGCCGGUCAAACCCCUGACCCUAAAAAUCAACCAAAAGGCUCCAACCCAGAUGUGCCUCCUCCAAAAACAGACAAGCCUCGUCCGCAUGUCUGUGUGACCUGUACGAGGUCCUUUGCGCGCCUAGAGCAUCUGAAGCGCCAUGAACGGUCCCAUACAAAGGAGAAGCCAUUUGAAUGUCCAGAUUGCACAAGAUGCUUUGCUCGAAGGGAUCUACUUUUGAGGCAUCAGCAAAAACUUCACAUGGCAACCACGCCAGCGUCACGUCCAAGAAAUGUCAGAAGGGAAAGUAUGAGUAGCUCAACACGAGUCCGGAAAAACUCGAUAGUUGGCGGAGCCAAUACUAUGAGGCCGAGGGCCAACACUAUCAGUCACGUUGAAGGAGCAGCUGUGGGUAUGCUUGCAUCUGCAAACUCUGCCUCCAGACCUACUCAGCCGGGGCAUACCCAUCACCCCAGCCUUGGAGGCAUUCCAAAUCUUCCAAACUUUGACUAUCGCUCAAAUAUUAGCUCGCUGAAUGGCCUAUCAAAACUUGAUACUGCAGCUCUCACUAGUGAAUAUCCCGAUGCUCUUCGGACUGCACCAGUUUUUGGAAGCUUUGGUCUCCCUUUUGGCAUGGGUGACGCAAUGAUCGGUCAGGGAAGUACAAUUAACCCUGCACAACUGCACUUUGCAGGCUCACCUCAUGGCUUUGCCGAUUCCCCUGCUUCCCCUUUCUCACAGACCUUUUCAAACAUGACCACUACACAGAGUACACUCGAAGAUGAUCUAAAAUUCGAAUGGUUAAAUGGCAUCGACAACUCCGUUGCGUUCGCACCUAACGACUCAGCGAUUGACGGCUCAUCCCCAUCCGCCAUGAGUACAGGAAGUCAAAGUGGACUUAGUGAAGCAAUUCUCGACGCCGCUAACCAAGCUGCCACUACAUCAACCGGUAACACAGCCUGGCCUGCCACGCUACACAACCAAGCUCAAAGCCAAUCACAACAAUAUGCUUUGGAUUUCGCUAGCCUUACUUUUCCCGAGUUUGCUGCACCUCCCGAUACUGUGUCCCCUAAGUCUCUUCUUUCACGUAGUCAUGCUUCUAAUCAGCCCUUCUCGACAUCCACUUCUCUGGCAUCAAUGAAUGGACCCGUGCUUUCGGGAGCUCCUACCAGUACGUUCCAUAUUUCAUCCGUGGGUGGAACAAAUGGCCUCCAAUCCUUUGGAUCUGGCUAUGAUCAAACUUCUCAACCAGCCUACUUGAGCUCUAUCACUGAUUCAACGCGACAGGCUUUGAUGGGGACUUUACAACAGCCUUCGGGUUUCAAUAGUCGCCGAUUCUCGCAGCACUCCCUUAACGCCUCGCCUAUGAGCCCUUCUAGCUCCGGAAAUAUGCUAGGAAACUCCCAGCAUACCUGCAAUAUACCCAGUACAUACGAUCUCCAGCGAUAUGUCUCUGCAUAUGUUACCUAUUUUCAUCCACAUUUACCGUUCCUCCACGUUCCAACUUUGGAUUUCACUGCUCUUGAAUAUUCGGGAAAGCCUAGGUCAUCAAGCACUGCAGGCAAUAUUGCUCUCGGCGGUGGUUGUCUAAUCCUUUCCAUGGCUGCCAUUGGUGCCCUCUACGAAUACGAUUCGGCCACAUCAAAGGAGCUCUUCGAGUCUGCCAAGAAGAUGAUUCAACUCUACCUUGAGGAGAGACGGAGAGCUGAUAUGUCCGCUGCUAUCAGUCGUUCCAACUACAGCCGUGAUAGCUCGCUCCAUAACACUCCACUUUGGCUUGUGCAAGCAAUGCUACUUAACGUUAUUUACGGUCAUAACUGCGAUGACAAGACAGCAGUUGACAUUGCAAGCACUCAUUGCGCGGCUCUUAUAAGUCUAGCACGAGCUGCUGAAUUAACAGAAUACCAUCCACCUGAAUCUCUACCUGCCGAUCAGCUAGGGUACAAUGCUUCUUCUAGCGAUUUGUCGGAGGCAAAUAUGGAGACAUGGAUGGUACAGCAUGCGGAAGUCUCAAACGAAAGGAAAGAAUGGCUUAAGUGGAAAAUUGUGGAGGAAAGAAAACGAACUCUUUAUGCUAUAUUCACUCUUUCUAGCUUGUUGGUUUCUACGUAUAACCACUCACCUGCUCUUACAAAUUCUGAAAUCCGUCUCACUUUGCCUUGUGAAGAACAACUUUGGGCAGCCCAAUCUCCCGACACAUGGAAAGCAAUGGGAGGUGCCGAAAACAACUCGAUUGAGUUCUCCACGGCCCUUAAGUCACUGCUUAAUGCAGGCCAGAUGCCAGCCCAAAACCAAUACGGGCCAACUCUUCAAGCAGAUGGAUCGAUGUCUAGUGAAUUACGGCCAAGUACCUUUGGAUGUUUGGUAUUAAUUCAUGCUUUGCAUAAUUAUGUCUGGGAAACGCGACAGCUACAUUUGGGCCAACAAUGGUCGAAUCAAGAGACGGAAGCAAUGCAUGUACACAUCGAACCCGCAAUCAGAGCUUGGCAACGAGCUUGGAGUAGUAACCCUACGCACAGUUUAGAACGACCCAAUCCAUUCGGUGCAGGCCCCUUGUCUGCAGACAGCAUACCGCUCUUGGAUCUAGCUUAUGUUCGACUAUACGUCAACCUUGGCCGGUCUAAAGAAGCCUUUUGGCAGCGAGAUUGGAGCAACAUGGCGGAUGAGCUUACCAAAGCGGUUCAAUCUGCGUCGCUUUCUAACAAGAACCCCGAUCCAGGGUUCUCACUCUCAACCAAUGGUGACGCAAUUUCCGCUCAAAUGCUAGAAUCACUUGCAGACUAUGGUGUUGCAGAUCUCACCAUAUCGAACUCGUCAAAUGACAAUCUCUCGUUACUUGCUACCGACGGGCAAAACGACAUGCAAGCAUCCAGAAGCGAGCGUCUUCUUCGCAAGGCUGCCUUCUAUGCCGCGGACUCCAUGUCGAUGUCAAAUGAAUGGGGAAAUACCUUCGCUGAGUUCACUUCCCGUGACUUGCCAAUCCAAAAUGCGAUAUGUCUAUUCGAUUCUGCACAGGUAUUGGCUGAAUGGGCUACCGCCGUGCAAGAGCGUACUGGCCCAUUCCUUGGAAUUCUGGGCCAAGACCAUGUUGAUUUCAACGAAGUUCCGGCUACAGUUUUGUUGGAGGAAGAGGACCGCAAUCUGAUGCGGAAGAUCCAGGAUAUUUUGAACAACGUCGAGAAUAAAAUGAAGAAUAUGAUGUCUCAUCUUGGAGCCACGGGAUCCGAGUCAUGGAACUGCCUGCCUAGUUUGGUUGAUGGUGGUUAUGGAUCGAAGAUUGUUCUCUCAGCUGCCUUUUUGCUGAAAAACGCGGGUGUCUGGCCAGUUAUUAAGCUGAUGUCAAAUGCACUCGAAGCUCAAGGGCAGAAGAUGAAAUUGAGAGCCCAGAAUUCUUGUUCUGGAUAA
Molecule: messenger RNA, 3474 nt
Organism: Nannizzia gypsea CBS 118893
Lineage: Eukaryota; Fungi; Ascomycota; Eurotiomycetes; Onygenales; Arthrodermataceae
Product: DNA binding regulatory protein AmdX
Exons: 3
Coding region: 1-3474 (1157 amino acids)
Biological process (GO): DNA-templated transcription; regulation of transcription by RNA polymerase II
Cellular component (GO): chromatin
Molecular function (GO): zinc ion binding; RNA polymerase II cis-regulatory region sequence-specific DNA binding; DNA-binding transcription factor activity, RNA polymerase II-specific
Source: RefSeq, a predicted model, not a curated record